Messenger RNA from Pestalotiopsis fici W106-1, 381 nucleotides. RefSeq lists its product as uncharacterized. The transcript has 3 exons. NCBI's taxonomy places the organism in Eukaryota, Fungi, Ascomycota, Sordariomycetes, Amphisphaeriales, Sporocadaceae. The record is from RefSeq and is a predicted model, not a curated record. The coding region runs from base 1 to 381 and encodes 126 amino acids. Gene Ontology annotation, cellular component: cytosol.
AUGAGUCUCAAGAAUGACAAGUUCCCGUCCUCGGCUGCUUUCGAGGCCAUCAAUGCUGUGCUCAGCUCCAGCGAGGCCGACAAGAAGGAUGCCAUCAAGCAGGGCAACGCCGUGUUUGCCUUUACGCUAAAGAACAAGGCCGGCGAGACAGAAAGCUGGAAUAUCGACCUCAAGCAGACUGGUACAGUCGGCAAGGGAUUAGGAAACAAGCCUACAGUCACCCUCUCGCUAUCCGACGAGGACUUUGGCAAAUUGGUUGCCGGACAAGCCAACGCACAACGACUAUUCAUGUCGGGAAAGCUCAAGGUCAAGGGUGACGUGAUGAAGGCAACCAAGAUGGAACCGAUCUUGAAGAAGGCCCAAACCAAGGCCAAGCUGUAA